CCAACUGUAAAAUGUACCCACAUUUGCAGCGGUGGUAAUUUCAUGUUUGUGUGCAGUAUGAAGAAAAUACUGAAACACUGCUGUGAAAUCAGGCGUUUUUGGUCACAACAAGCACAAAAAGCCUGCAAAGACCCAUAUACAGUAACUUCUAUCAUUUCCACAGAGCUCUUCAUCCUCUUCCUGCUGCUCCUCCUCCUCGGUGGCACUAAUCACCCCUCAUACCGCGCUGCUUUGUUGUGUGUGUGUGUGGCUGGUAGUACGGUAGCAGCGGCUGCUGUACGUACAAGCAGAAGGUUACAAGGAGGUUAUUUCGCCUGCAGGAUCCAUUCAUAGAUCUCUAUAAAUACCGUCCAGCUGCAACAGGAUCAUUUAAAAACCCCGAGACCUUCGUCAGAAGAGCAGCGUCAGUUUGCACGGCGCGCUGUGUUUUCCCCAUUUCUGCAGCAUCAAGGACAGAUCUCAGGGCGAAGCGAGGAUCCAUGAGAGACGCUUUGAUCAGGUCACUGUUUCUUCACUAUCACGUCAUGGACACUGACAGGCUGGAGCAGCAGGUGGCCACUGUGGAGCGAGGCAUUGCCUUCCUGAAGCAGGAGCACCUGGCCAUGCUGACGGGUCUGCAGCUGGAGAUCACACACCUGAAAAGGCGAUGUCACGAGCUGAGCUGUGAGCUGGACUCCAGGUUUCCUGACAGAAACACAGCAGAGGAGGAAGCAGAGCUGGCAGCACGCUGUGAGGCAGCAGAGCGCCUCCUGGAGGACCAGAAGUGCAUGAUGGUCGCUGUGCGUGGUGAGCUGCGGGCCGGCCGCGCACGAACAUCGGCGCUUGGCAGGAGCCUCAGGGAAGAAGAGCGGCGGUUCCUGGAGGAACUGAAACGUCGCAGCCACAAGAUCACGCUGCUGACCCGAGAGCUGCAGCGGCAGAACGACACCACCUCCAGCCUUUAUCACGAGCUCCACGCCGCACGCUUAAAACUCUUCAAUCAACACCAGAGCGGCGACUCUGCUGCAGCGAGAGAGGAGGAGGAAGCAAGAGGGAGAGAUGAGGAAGAGGAUGAUGAAGAGGAUGAGGAAGGGGAGAGCACAGACUGGCUUCUGUCUCCGCCUCCCCCUGCCUCUCCCUCCCAACCAGAGGAGAGACACAGGAGGCGUGUCGCCAUGAGGGAGGAGAGGGUCCGAGCUUGUGUCCCACAAGAGAGAGUGACAUCACCGCAGAGGCCACACCCCAUGCCCGACCCCGCCCUGUUCUUGAUGCCACUCAGAUACCGCCUCCUUCGCUUGAGUCAGCCACUCAGAAUGCAGGACGGAGAGGAGAUGGACGACGAGUGGGAGGACAUUGAGGACAUCAGGGCGCCCAGGAGGGUGGACAUGGGGGCAGGAGAGGGAGAAACUGCUCUGUGAUGAUUAUGGAUGGGUGAUGCUGUCUUGCAGUUUGUAACAUUUAGGAGGAUUUAUGAUCAAAAAUGACAUAUAUUGCCCAUAAGUAUGUUCAUAUAAGUGUGUAAGCGCUUUGCAAUAAAGAGCGUUUGGUUUUCGUAGCCUUAGAAUAAGAAUUUUAUAUGUACUUUAGUCAAGGGCCUUGCUUUAGGCUGCCAUCAUGUGCCGCCAUGUUUCUACAGAACCCCCGAGCGUACAUGCAUUUUGAAGUGGAAGCUUACUAUGCAAUCAAAGAAAAUAGGCUCCGCCCACAGGUAGAGCGAGAGGGCGAGUGUUUACAUCCUUUCUGGUAUGUGAAGGCCACCGUAGUUCCCCGGUCCACUUGGUAAAAGGGAGACGUGAGAGGAGGAGUCCUCCUCCUGUUGCACUCUGCAGUCUCGCCAUUAGAUGCCGCCAAUUCUCACACUGUGGACAUGUAAGAUGAUAGAGAUUUAACAUUUUGAUUCUCUGCAGAUUUAAGGGCAUAUGGUAUAGAUAUUGGAGUUGGGUGCACAAGAAUGUUUGAUUGACCUAUAUAUAGAUGCAUUUAAUGGAGAAAUAAAAGGGUUCCGGGUUUUUUGGGUGUGGCUGAAAUACAUGCAGCCCCCGCUGGCCCCCUGUAUGGAGAACCAGCAUAAGACAGGGCUGCAUGCCCUCACUGAAAAAUAAUGGAUUUUAUCCACUUGACAAAGGUUUCAUGUAGUAAAAUCUGCACCUGAGUUAGUCUAUGAUAUCUUCAGAAUAUCUUCACAGUUUUAUCUCGCCUUCAGACAGCACUUUGAAGUUUGUGUUGCACCACUAAAAAUCAACACUUUUACUUAACAGAGCACAGGAGUCAUUGACCCACUGCUGCAUUCACCAGUCAGUUCAAAUGUGAUUUUUGUUUGAAUUCCUUUUGUUUAGAUUUACUGAAGUGUCACAAACGUACCAUGGAGGCAGCAGUAGACCAGCAUCUCCAGAACUGAUAACACUGCUUUUUACUUUUUACUAUGAAAGUUGGUGUGAAAUGUCAACAGUGAGAUAAAGGGGUGAAUAUAUUUAUAAGGUAUCCCCAGCAGUGGGCGCACACAGCUCAGGCACACAUUUAAAAAAUAAUAAAAAUAAAUACAUGGGAAAUUGCAAGAAUUGAAGAAACGAGUGAGUCAUAGGAAUCUGAAUUGUAGUAGUGCUUUAUAUGGAUGCCUUUUGAUUUGAACACUGUUGAUCACAGCUUUUUGCCUGUCAUUUAUAGCCUUGUCUCUGUCUGUGAACAUGUUACACUGGUUAAUGUUCAACUGGCAACCUGCUCCUGCAGUUACACAGACUCACUGUAAGAAGGCAACGGGACAUUUUGUAUGAUUUGCACUUUAUUAAAUUAAUGCAAUGUGCCGAAUGACGGCAGAACAA
Solea senegalensis (Senegalese sole) is the source of this 2798-nucleotide messenger RNA. RefSeq names its product coiled-coil domain-containing protein 92-like. The record is from RefSeq and is a predicted model, not a curated record. NCBI's taxonomy places the organism in Eukaryota, Metazoa, Chordata, Actinopteri, Pleuronectiformes, Soleidae. The transcript has 4 exons. Bases 480 to 1397 code for a protein of 305 amino acids.